This is a messenger RNA of Pieris macdunnoughi, 564 nucleotides long. NCBI's taxonomy places the organism in Eukaryota, Metazoa, Arthropoda, Insecta, Lepidoptera, Pieridae. The record is from the annotation of a GenBank genome assembly.
AUGUUCAAGUGUGUAGCAGUUGUCGCUUUCCUCGCCGUGGCCGCCGCGUCACCCAAACCCGAUCCAGCCCUCAUCAGUACCGUUCCGUUGGCCUACUCUGCCGGAUUCGGUCCUGCCUACAGUGCAGCUAGCCCCAUCUACAACCCAGCUCCUGUUGUCUACUCAUCCCCCGCUUAUGCCUACUCUGGCAACUACGGUUACCCACACUUUAUCAAGAAACGUUCUGCUGCUCUGGUCAGCAGCUACUACGCAUCUGCCCCCUGGGCCACUACCUACGCCGCAGGACCUUUGGCCACCACCUACGCCGCUUCUCCACUAGCCAGCACCUACAGCACCUACGGCUCUUCCCUGGUGCACGCAUCUCCAUUAUACUCCAACCCUCACUUCAUCAAGAAGCGUGCUGCACCCUUGAUCUUCCCAUCAGCAUCCUACAUAUCACCAGCGACCUACUCUAGCGGACCCCUCGUCUCUGCCUACUCCGCAUACUCUGGCGCUGCCCCUAUCUACUCCUCCCCCUACUACCAAACUUCUCCCCUCGCCUACACUCAAUUCAUCAAGAAGUGA